This is a messenger RNA of Hymenoscyphus albidus, 2053 nucleotides long. The record is from the annotation of a GenBank genome assembly. NCBI's taxonomy places the organism in Eukaryota, Fungi, Ascomycota, Leotiomycetes, Helotiales, Helotiaceae.
GAGAACUUUACCAACCAUUGUCUUUCUCAACACCACCAAUAUGCCCCGCCAACGGUCCAAGAAGCUCUCCCUGGGCAAAAAGUCUGCAGAUAGACACGCCGAAAAUUCUGCGCAAGCUUUUGAAAAAGAAAGUUUCCGCUCGGGAAGCGACAAUGACAGCGAUGAGAUAAUGGAUAAGGAUGAGGAGGAGGAAGAGUUGGACCGGCUGGUGCUUGGAGAUGGAGGCGCAUUUAAGGCGCAAUUACUUCAGAGUGCGUCGCAUGGUGGAAAUGAUUCCGACAGUGAUGUGGGACCCUCAGGAGAAGACGAAGCGGCGGAGGGCGGUUUGGAAGAUGUGGAUGAUGCAGAUGUAAGAAUGAUUCUGCGCAAUCUAUUAGUUGAAAAAAUGCUAACCUUUUUACAGCUAUUCUUCCUUGACGACGGCCCAUCAAAUAUCGACUCGACUGCUUUAAUUGCGCAUAAACCAGUGGAUCAUGGAGAAGAAGAAGAAGCACCCGCUUGGGAGGACAGUGAUGACGAUCGCCUGACAAUUUCUCUUGCGGGCAAUACUCGUCUUCGAAAACUUCGGGUCAAUGAGGCGGAGGAUAUGAUCAGUGGAGGAGAAUAUACCCGACGCUUGCGAAUGCAAUUCGAGCGAAUAAAUCCUAUACCGGAAUGGGCAAAGGAUGCUUCACGACCAGCAAAACGGCGUCGCAGAUCUUCAGCCGCCUCCGAUUCUUCGAUGUCUUCGAAUGAUAUGGACUUGGAUGAUGUAGAUCUUUCAACACUUCCGUUAGCAAGGUUGCUGCAGGAUGCUGGAGCUCUGACGAGAACACCAAAUAGCACAAACAAGAAGCCCAAAUUACGACCAGGAGUUCUUGAUAUUCAACGCACACGAGAUGUCUCCCUUGUUCAGCCAUCGUCGAUAUCUUCUCUCUCAUUCCACCCCGAAUUCCCUGUCAUUCUCUCCUCUGGUCCAGCGUCGACCCUCUACCUCCAUCACGUUGCGCCUACCGCUCUGCCCACCCCAAAUCCUCUUCUCACUUCGGUACAUAUUCGAAAUACACCAUUGCACACUUCAACCUUCCUCCAUCCCAAAGGAGACAAAAUCUUCUUUUCGGGCCGCAGACGUUACUUUCACACAUGGGAUAUGCCUUCAGGGACGGUUCAAAAAGUGACUAGAGUCUAUGGGCAGAAGGAAGAGCAAAAGAGUAUGGAGAAAUUCAAACUUAGUCCAUGCGGACAGUAUAUGGCUAUCAUCGGGUCGGCGAAGAAGGGCGGCGGAGUCAUCAAUAUUUUGCAUUCUUCGACCACACAAUGGAUUGCUACAGCACGAAUAGAUGGCCAGAACGGAAUCGCAGAUUUUGCAUGGUGGAGCGACGGGAAGGGAUUAACAAUUAUUGGGAAAGGAGGAGAUGUCGGAGAGUGGAGCGUUGAAGCAAAAUCAUUUAUUGCUAAAUGGACUGAUGAUGGGUUUGGCCCUACUGUUAUGACACUCGGUGGGAAAAGUGGCCCAGGGCCUUUAGGCGGUGAUAGAUGGAUCGUAAUCGGUUCCCAGAGUGGAAUCGUGAACAUCUACGACCGACGCGCCUUCAUCACACCCAAGAACAAAAUCAGCAUCCCAGAAAGACCGACACCUACCAAAACAUUCGAGCAGUUUACCCGACCGACGAGCAACUUGGAAAUCAGCGCUGACGGGCAGAUCUUGGUGUUCAGCACGAAGUGGAAGAAGGAUGCGCUGCGUUUGGUGCAUCUGCCCAGUUGCACGGUUUACAAGAAUUGGCCGACUAGUCAGACGCCCCUGGGGAGGAUUACUGCUGUGGCAUUUAGUCCGCAGAGUGAUAUGUUGGCUGUGGCGAAUGAGCAGGGGAAGAUUAGAUUGUUUGAGAUUAGGUGUUAAGAUAUUUGAAUCAAUUGGAAGUUCAUGAUACCAUUCCAUUACAUUUUUUGAUCGUUGGUGAUUGAGUGCGAUUUUCGGUAAUCUAUGUUCAUGUUCAGAGUAAUGUAUAUCAGGGAAGCGAGUGCCAACAUUCUCGUUGCGACGGGAGGGAAAAGAAGAAGAGCGGGAGCGAUG